AUUAUCAGCACCCUAAGCAAAUGAAAAGCAAUGUAAGUUUUCCACAUAAAUAGGUGUAUUACUUUCUAUGGGCCUGUAGGUAAGAAAUGUAAAAUUUAAAAUACUGCCUUCAUGUCUUUACUUGAGAUGCAGAGUUCUGCAUUCAUGCUCCUUUUCUGAACCCCUGUGCUUUGUAUAUACACGUGUCCAUAACAGUCAAGUCUGAGAACUGCAAGAGCUCUAACAUCAGCUCACUAAAUAAGAUGCACUAAUACAUCCACACCAGAUGGCAUAAAACUCAGCCAUUUCCCCCAACCAGCCAUAGACAAACUUAGGAUAGAAAACUGGCUGCCACUUGCAUCUUUGAGGAUAACACUGGAUUAUACUGCUCGUGUUCAUGGCCAUGCUCUUACAUUCUUACUCUACCUUCAGCAACUUGAAACGCGAUGCUGGGACAAUGAAGUGUCUGUUCUGUUUCUUUGUGCAAAUGCUGCAACUGUAAAAGAAAAAGCAGACCUUUCUAGAAGCAGCCAACAAGUUGUAGUACAGCAAUCAGAUCUAGCAUGGACCUCUUGACAACAGAAAUCCCACUGACAGCUAAAAUGGCUCCUGGUUGGCAUCACAGAGGUGUUUCUUUGCUAUCCAGCUGGAAAACCUCACCCCAGAAGCCACAUGCUAAAUCAGCUCAGACGCAGCAGAGAGAACGUGAACAAAGAGAGCUCCUUCACUGCAGUGCAGCUUGGAGCAGAUCCAAAAGACUCACACGCAGGAGGCAGACUGAAAAGAUGCAGACAAGCUUCCCUCCUCCUGUGAAGAUGAUUUUGAGCUGCUACUCCUUAUAGUGGCUACAGAUCAAUGCUGUAAUUAAAUUACAAACACAUCUCCAUGUUUCUGUUUGCUGUGGUGACCUCUCAGCUGGCAGCGAUUCCUUUCCCAGCAAGCUGCACAUUCUCCUUCCUCUGGGUAAGCUAUUAAAACCAGAUGUGCAGGAAGGACUCUGUUAUGAUGCACUUUUGUGGGCUGAUUUCAUUCCUUGGCUGGAAUGGUGGCCUGACUCCCAUGAAAGCUGGGGGAAAAGCCCAAGAAGAUUUAAACCUGUAAGUCUGAGCUAAACUCCUGGGCCUGAAUCUAUGUCUGUUGAUAUCACAGUAAAUUAAGUGUAACACGAUUAAAGCAAACUGAACUAAAUCAGUGCAAGGCUGGAGUGAGGGAUAAGAGAGAGGAGAUUUGGUCUUUCAUUUAUCUGCAUCUGUUUGUUCUUUAUAGGCUAUUCUGUGGGUCCUAAUAAAUCAUUAAGCCUGGAAAGAAUAAGUAGCUUUGCGUUUUUCAUGGACCAGCUUGAUUUUGAAACACAGGAAUCUGAGAAACAAGCUUGUGAUCUCAUGCAAAACCAUGAAGGAGGAAAAGGCACCCUGCCAUUUAAUGGGUGUAUUCAUAGGAAGGUCAUCUCACACCCUGCAUCUGACUCAAAGCAGAAGCCAUCUGGGAAUGUUUCUGUGGGUGACAACCACGUUCCAAGAAGCCUCACAUCAUCCUGCAGUCCUAUUGGAUGAGGAUCGCUUUAGGCUCUCUUUUGGCUUGUAGUAGGUUUGGAAGAAGAAAGCCACAGCCAGAGUUCAGUGUGUCAUGAUGUGGCACCCCUUCUCAAUGUUUUUGGACCAAUGAUUAACUUUAGUUUGCACUUUUGAGAUUUCUUGUGGAAUGUGCCCCUGCUAUCAAGCUGUUGAUUAGAAGAGCUCUUUACCAUUUUGUUAGUUAAUAAGAUUCUCUAGAUGAGCUCUAGAUCACAUAAAUGGCUUUGUAAACCAUCAGUCCUCUAUGGAGUACAGAUGAGAAUCACUCUACAGCAACAUUGUGCUGGGGGAAGGCUGCUCAGACUGUUGGUGCUGAAUGUCAUCCUGCACGAUGCUGCGGGAAAUAACGAUCACGCUGCCUCCUCAGGCCUCAGUUCUGUUAGGAGUGGGAGAGAAAAAACUAAGACACUUGGUGUGGGCUGAUGUCCUCUGUUUCCCAGGGGUCCUGUUUUGUGAGUGGUAAGUGAAGCAGUAUUAGUGUGCGUGCGUGGUCUCAGUGACAGUCAGUUGUAGGGAUGGCCAGUCUGUGCUCCCAGAAGUAGCCUCUCCAAGACUUGCGCUCCUUUGGAGAACCAACCCAUUAAGAAGUGGACACUAGUGGCAAAUUAAGUAACCAGUGGCCUAAGUGUUUUGGAACUGGGGCUGCUUUGUGCAGUCUCCUGUGCUUGCGAUGAGCAGCUGACACUGUACUUUGUAGGGUAACAUUCUGGCUAGUUUAUUAUCUCAUACAGUUUGCUCUGCCUCGUAACUGGGGUGUGUGAACUUGUGUGAGGAGAACUGUUUUCCCACAGAAACAGUUGACCUCAGAUGGUUCAAGGCAUACUUCCUUGUCCUGGGGCUGAGGGAGCCUUGUGACAAACCUCACAACUAAACCACAGGCUCUAGCACUGUCAGGGUCAAAUCAGCCACCUCCCUUGAGGUCUGAGUGGGCUGUUGUUGAAAGCCACGAGACGUUGCCUCUAUAUGUGCAGGCAGGGGUUAAGCAUUAUGAAUUUGCAAUAGCCAGCCAGCUUUCCCAUAUAAGAGCACUGCAUUCAUUGGCUCUCUCUUUUACUGAGAAAUCUAGCUAGUCAUUUCCUGUGCAAGCCCUUCUUCACUUUGCAAACUGCUAUACAGUUGAGUAAAUAACAAUGAUAUGUGAUUAUUCCUUCUCGCGGGCAGCUUGGAUUCUCUCAUGGACCACCACCAACUAGGAGUUCAACAUUGUGCCGUUAAUAGACUGCUAAUAUGAGCGUGGUCAUCUCUGCAGAAAAGGAGGAGUCUCACCCAUGGAUGUAAAUAAUUCGGGGUCUGCUUUCAUGUUUAUUAACACUUGUUGGUAUUUGACUUGGUUUCUACUGAGAGAUUAUUUACCCUGUGAAGGAUCCAUUGGGACUCCUUGUCAGAUCAGUUCUUGGGUGGAGCUUGCAGCAACUUGGGGACCGUUUUGCUCUUGCUUUUAAACCAGACGGUCUGUCUGUACAAGACUGACAAUAAAUAACUCUCUUGAGUGCUGUGGAGAGAUGGAAACUGCAGCUGAGAAAUGAUUUUGGGGAAAGGAAGACAGAAAAGCGCAAGCAAACUAUUAUGGAAGUACCAAUAGCCCUCUAAAGGAUCGGCAAAUGUACCAGCUAUGGAGUCUGGCUGUAGUCCCAGCAAGGGAGAUUUCUCUUCAGAGAAAACCUGUUAACCAUUGGGAGGGAGUACAUGUGAAUAAGACGGAGUUAUUAAAAAACGCUCUGCUUCAGGUUUAGCCUCCCAGCGGGGGACAUCUUUGGUGAUCUGCAAGAUUAUCUGUACUAGAAAUGGAUAACUUCACAAAUGGGCAGCCGGGCCCAGGUCAGAGGAACAGGUUGAUGGGAUUGCUAGAAACAGAUGACAGUAUCCAGGAAGAUAAACCUGCAUCUAGUAAAAAGGAAGAAAGAUCAGGUCAUGGAAAGAAAGGAGAGCCACGACCGUUGGAGACACCUUAUCAGAAGGAGAGCAGUGACUUUCCUCCUAAAGUCAAGAUUAACCUGAACUAUCGGCCAGGACUCGUCAGCACCCAAAAGGACCCCAAUCGCUUUGACAGAGACAGGCUCUUCAGCGCAGUCUCAAGGGGCAGCCCUGAGGCACUGGAUGGUUUACUUGAGUACUUACGGAGGACCUCCAAAUUUCUCACCAAUUCUGAAUACACAGAUGCAAAGACUGGGAAGACCUGCUUAAUGAAAGCCCUGUUGAACUUAAAAAAUGGAAAGAAUGACACAAUCCCACUUUUGCUGGAAAUAGACCAAAAGACACAGAAUCCCAGGCCACUUGUUAAUGUGGCAUGCUCUGACUGUUACUACAGAGGCCAGACAGCACUCCAUAUUGCCAUAGAGAAAAGGAGCCUAGAUUUAGUGAAACUUCUAGUAGAGAAUGGAGCUGAUGUCCAUGCCAGAGCCCAUGGUGAAUUCUUCAAGAAGAAGAAAGAAGGAGUUUGCUUUUAUUUUGGUGAGCUUCCCCUCUCCUUGGCUGCUUGUACCAACCAGCUUGAGGUGGUGGAAUAUCUUCUAAACAAUCCCCACCAGAAGGCCAGCCUCCAGGAGCAAGAUACACAGGGCAACACAGUCCUCCAUGCCCUGGUGAUGAUUGCAGAUGACACUGAGGAGAACACCAAGUUUGUGAGCACAACAUAUGUUGAGAUCUUAAAGGCAGGUGUGAAGGUUGACCCAACGUGGAAACUGGAGGAGAUAGUGAACUAUGAUGGACUAAAUCCUCUGCAGCUUGCUGCCAAGACAGGCAAAGUGGAGAUCUUCAAGCACAUCAUCCAAAGAGAGAUCAAAGACCCAGUGUACAGGCACCUGUCACGCAAGUUCACUGAAUGGACCUAUGGACCUAUCCAUGUGUCUCUCUAUGACUUGUCCUCUAUAGACAGCUUUGAGGAAAACUCUGUGCUGGAGAUUCUGGCAUACAGCAGUGACACACCGAAUCGGUACAAGAUGGUGGUUUUGGAGCCACUGAACAAACUGCUUCAGCAAAAGUGGGAAACAUUUGCUUCCAAGAGAUUCUACUUCAGUUUUGUCUCAUACUUGUCAUUCAUGAUCAUCUUUACAGCCAUUGCAUACUAUCAACCCUUACGGGUAAAGCCUUCAUUUCCAGUGGAGUUCACAGCUGGAGGCUUCCUGUGGGUCUCUGGACUGAUCAUUAUCUUGCUAGGAGGCAUUUAUCUAAUCUUUGCUCAGAGUCUGUACUUGCGGAGGAGACGACAGUCCCUGAAGACUAUGUGUUCUGACAGCUGCAUUGAGAUCUUGAUCUUCAUCCAGGCUUUCUCAUUGCUGCUGUCAGCUGUCCUGUAUGGUGCAAGUUCAGAAAACUAUGUGGCGGUGAUGGUGUUCUCCCUGCUUUUGGGAUGGGUGAACACGCUGUAUUACACUCGGGGCUUUCAACGCACUGGGAUCUACAGUGUCAUGAUACAGAAGACCAUCCUGAGAGAUCUGCUGCGUUUCCUCUUGGUUUAUAUGAUCUUCCUCUUUGGCUUUGCUGCAGCUCUGGUUACGCUGAUGGGGGAUGCUCCUUCGGUCUCUCAGAACAAGUCUCUUGCUCAGUUGGAGAGUGCUGGGAGCCAUGCUAUGUACGGUGGGCUGCUUAGUGUCUCCCUGGAGCUCUUCAAGAUCACCAUUGGGAUGGGCGACCUGGAUUUCCAGGAACAUGCCAGAUUCAGAUACUUCGUCAUGUUCCUGCUGCUUCUCUUUGUGAUCCUCACUUACAUUCUUUUGCUCAACAUGCUGAUUGCGCUCAUGAGCGAGACUGUCACAGAUAUUUCUGGUUACAGCAAAAGCAUCUGGAAGCUGCAGAGGGCUAUUGCUAUUCUAGAAAUAGAGAAGGCCUGGCUGUGGCGCCAAGGUGGGAAGAGGAGAUCUGGCUGCUUCAUGUCAGUGGGCCUCAAUAAGAAAGAUGAGAGGUGGUGUUUCAGAGUAGAGGAAAUUAAAUGGACGAAUUGGGCAAAGGAUGUGGGAGUUCUUAAGGAAGACCCUGGAAACACCAGUGAUUCAGAAAUAAAUGCAGAAGAGACAAGAUCAUGGAAACGGAUGCCACAGAAACAACUGAGAUCAGCUGUUUCAGAGGAGCAGUCACUAUUACAGUCCCAGCUAUCAGCAGCUGAGAUGAUACCUCUAGAGGGACAAAUGAGAAAUCUUUAGCAGGUUUUCUGGAUUACAACUUUGCUUCCAUCUUCAAAGGAGUAGUUCUUCCUAUAGCGGCUGGAAGAAUUGAAGGCAUUAUCAGUAUUAAAGUACAUUUCAUCGAA
Molecule: messenger RNA, 5799 nt
Organism: Harpia harpyja (harpy eagle)
Lineage: Eukaryota; Metazoa; Chordata; Aves; Accipitriformes; Accipitridae
Product: transient receptor potential cation channel subfamily V member 2-like
Exons: 21
Coding region: 3338-5692 (784 amino acids)
Biological process (GO): calcium ion import across plasma membrane
Cellular component (GO): membrane
Molecular function (GO): protein binding; calcium channel activity
Source: RefSeq, a predicted model, not a curated record